This is a messenger RNA of Pocillopora damicornis (cauliflower coral), 1970 nucleotides long. RefSeq lists its product as uncharacterized. Lineage: Eukaryota; Metazoa; Cnidaria; Anthozoa; Scleractinia; Pocilloporidae. Gene Ontology annotation, molecular function: oligosaccharide binding. The record is from RefSeq and is a predicted model, not a curated record.
AUUACUAAGCUAAUUUAGAAGUAUAAUUUGCACCUUAAUUCUAGCUAUUGUUGUGUUGCACACUUUUCAUAGCUCAAACAAUUGAGCACUGUUUGAAUCUGUACUAGUAUACUACCACCUUUUGGAUGAUAAGAGUUCUUUGCUUAUAAAUGAUAUAGAUCGUAUCGUUGGCAAGUCAGAUCAAAUAACUAAAGAAAAUGACGUAAAGAGACCGUGUGUGUCUUUGGAAUGAUGUAGCUGGUUAUAUCUCUUUAAUCUGGCAAGAGAUUAACUAAGGCUAAAUGUAAUUAUUUUGUAUAAAUUUUAUGUGGUUUCACCCUCUAGUUCAUUAUUUUUUAAUUUCAUCUUUGCUUUCAGUUCCACGGCAGAAUCAUUUCGUGUCUUACAGCUUUCAAUGAAAAGUUCUACUCGUUAGCCAGUUUAGAUUCUCCCUCUUAAACACAGGAUUGAAAAAAGAAUUUCAAAAUGAUUAAUACUUCAGCUAUUUGUUUGCGUGCAAGAUGUCUGAUAUUCUACGGAAAGUUGCCUUCACGAAAAAUUAGCAGUAUGGUAAUGCUAACUUUAAAUUUUAAUGCGAAAGCAAAUUUUCAUAAGCCUUCUGACAGCUCAUUAAACACUUCUUAGUCCGUAUUGUCACACAUAAAGUCAUGUAGCUGUCUUUUGGGCGUUUGGUUAGGAUAGGACUUUGAAUGAGUAGGAAAAAUGCCGCGUAUGUUUCACUCUCUUCUUCUCUUGACCUUUCACCUGAGCCUCGUAACUGCUGAGAAUCAAUGCAGGACAGAAGUGAACAUGCCCGGUGUCGCUCUGAGAGGUUUUGUGUUUAAGAACAUGACAGUCACAGCUCCGAGCAGGUGCGAUGCCAAAUGCUUAGGUGAAAUAACCUGCCAAAGUUAUAACUACCACAUGGAGAAGAACAUUUGUGAACUGAACAACCGAACCAAAGAAGCAAGACCUGAAAAUCUUCGCUCCAACACUUCGUGGUUUUAUAUCAGAAGAUUAAUUGAAAGAGUUCCCCUCGGUUCCAUUCCAGAAUUGGCAGCAUCAUCUUGCCAGGAAGUGAAGGCGAGCGAAGGUCCUGGCAUCAUCAGCACUAAAUACUGGUUGGAUCCAAAUGAGAGUGGAAAGCCAUUUUUGUUUUACUGUGACAUGAACCGAGAAGAUCCUGCAUCAAACUUCCAGCUUUCUUUUGACGACAAAUCCGUCUCAGAUUACGCACAAUUUUAUAUGGAUAGUGAUUUUUCUCCGCUUAACGCUUUCACCUUGUGUCUAUGGAUGAGGCCUGCUUCUCAAUUGGAUAGUAGUUGUGUUUUCAGUUAUUCACUACCAGACGAGCAAAACGGAAUUCUGAUUUGCGACUACGUCGAGAGUUUGAUGUUUGUGAUAUACGGCUAUAUGAGAAAUGUACAUUUGCCUCGUGGUGAUGAAGAGCUGAUUCACAUAUGUGCCGCCUGGGAGAACACCGCUGGAUCGUGGAACUUUUACAUAAAUGGCUCACUUGUGGAAAGUGACCUGGACUUUGCGGCUGGCCAAGUGAUCGCCAGUAGUGGUAUUUUUAUCUUGGGACAGGAUCAAGAUGAAUUUGGUGGAGGUUUUGAGCAAGAGCAAAGCUUCUUUGGCCAGAUGUAUGGCGUGAAUAUGUGGGAUAGAGUACUGACGGCUGAAGAAAUAACCAUCAUGUCCACAAAUUGUACAUUUGGAGUCGGUAACUUUCUGAGGUGGAGUGACUUCAUUCCCGGUUUGCAUGGGAAUGUCAAACUAACUUCACCAGCGUCUUGUGAGCCAUGACGUAACAGAAUGCCUUUAUCCUACCUUGAAUAGCAACCCAGGACCAUUCAAAACAAACAUGAAAUGAAAAUAGAAGCAGAAUACCAUACUUAUAUGCCACGACAUCAAAUUGAUUUAUUAAUUGAUCUUCAUAAGUUAUAGCAGUCGUAAUCAAGCUUAUUUCAGCUUUAAAUAAUUCAAAUUUA